Chenopodium quinoa (quinoa) is the source of this 2009-nucleotide messenger RNA. Its product is annotated as protein ABIL3-like. The transcript is spliced from 8 exons. Bases 827 to 1636 code for a protein of 269 amino acids. The record is from RefSeq and is a predicted model, not a curated record. Lineage: Eukaryota; Viridiplantae; Streptophyta; Magnoliopsida; Caryophyllales; Amaranthaceae.
AAUCGGUAUGCGUUGGUUACCAUGCAGUGCGGUCCAUGGGCUCAAGCUUAUUUAAUAUAACAACCUAGACUAAGCCCACUUCCGGCCUGGACUCAGCUGAGUAAGCUUUUCUUUUAGUAAAAAAAUUCAAACCAUUGAAAAUACUUCAAAACAACGAGCCUGAAAUGGACCAGUCCAUCCAAAACCUUAUCUAUUUCUUGCCUAUGUUUUAUUAUCCUAGCCCAUCCUCGCCUAGUCUGAUCUAGUCUAGUCUAGUCUGCAUCCCACUCGACACUCGGACUGGUUUGUUACUUCCUCUACUUGAACAUACAUAUGUGCAGUGUAACCCAUAGAAUUGUAAGAUUAGUAGAGCAUUUUACAGUAUUUCAUAGAAUGUUGUUAGUGAAUAUUUUUUUCAAUUUCGAUUUUUUAAGGAAUAUAUAAAUGCUAAAUGAGUAAUGAUUAAUGAUUAAUUUACCUACUUUUCAAGUUAUCAUGACAAAGACAAGGUGAAAAAACAUAAGUUCACGGGUUCUUCAUAUUAUUUAGAAUUAUUUAGCAUUAAUGGUUAAAGAAGUGGAUUUUUGGGGCCAUGUGUUUUUUUGUUUACUUCCAUGCAUUUGUUGUAUUGUUGUCACAAACUGCCAGAUUAAUCACGAGCCUAUAGUUCCCUGUUUAACUUUCUUCCUAUCACCAGAAAACACACGUCAAUCAUUUUUGAAGGAUGAGAAAAUAUUAAAGGAAUCAUAUAACAGUUUAAUACUUCAUUCUACAGUUUUAUGUUUCUUCAUAAUAUAUUCUUUCAUCUUCUCUUGAAAACUAAGAGUGAAAGAGAGAUUGAGUAAUAAUGUUGGAGUUUGGCAUUCAUGCAAAUGGCAAUCGUGGAGCUGUUUCUGAUGACUCUCUUCGAUUCCUCAAGUCUCUUAAGGAGUUAAAGGAGUUGAGGGCUCAGAUCCAUACUGCUGCUGAUUAUUGUGAGAAAUCUUAUAAGAAUUCCGAGGAUAAGGCGAUAGUUUUGGAGAAUACAAAAGAAUACUUAUGUAGAGCAGUUGUUACAGUUGUUGAUCACCUUGGAAGUGUUUCUGCUAGUCUUGAUGGCUGCAUUCAAAAGAGUGACCGCGCUAAUGAAACUGAGCGACGAAUUAAUUGUCUAAAACAGAAACUUGAUUCAUGUGAUCAGUACAAUCACAACUUCACCCUGACUAAGAUACGAUGGACUAAGGAUUUGCCAAGAUAUUACACUCGAUAUAUCUCAACACCAUCUGAUUCAAGUAAAGAAUUGAGGUCGGACUUGAGGGAACCUAAUCAGCCAACCAAUAUCAAAGGAGUUCUUAGUGAGCCUGAGUUCAAGACUAUCGAAGAAAUGCCACUUUUCAUGUAUACAAUCUUUAACAAGAUUCGUCUAGGUACGAGUCCAAGGUCACCACUUGACAUUGCACCCAAAGAAAUCACUGUCAUGCCCGUAUGUGAAGGAUUCUCUGUCGCACCCAAGUUGAUUCGGAAUCCUUCUUUCCAUUUCCAGGAUAAUAGGAAACCUGGUGGGAUCAGAAGACUACUACUGUCAAUACAGAGGAAAUCUGUGAAUGAUGAAGAAGUUAUAUCAGUUCCUCGAAGAAGUAAAAGGGGGGCAUCAAGAUUGCUUAGGCUUAAACUUUAAGCUUCAUUUCGAGUUUUCAUUGUAGAACGUAGAGUGUCAUUUGUCUUUAUGGAAAGGUACCGUUGUUUACAUCAGUCAUCCCGCUAAGCACAGUCCCUGCAAGAUUGUAAGCUGUUUGAACUCUGCAUCGUCGCAUAAACUCAGAAGCGGGGCAUGGAGGAUGAACACUGCAUAAACAUGUAAAUGAUAAGACUGUACUUGUGGAUAUAUCCUAUAUAUUUAUGCUUCACUAAAUGUUGCUUUUGUGAUGUUUCAAAGAUUGUUCUUACAUUUCCAUUACAUAUUUGCUCCCCUUUGUUUAUAACCUCUUCAAUUCCUGGGAUGUGUAAGUUUGUAUAUAUCAAUCAAUUAAGAUGCCUUUUGAGAUGCCAAA